Molecule: messenger RNA, 942 nt
Organism: Andrographis paniculata
Lineage: Eukaryota; Viridiplantae; Streptophyta; Magnoliopsida; Lamiales; Acanthaceae
Product: methyl-CpG-binding domain-containing protein 2-like
Exons: 3
Coding region: 1-942 (313 amino acids)
Molecular function (GO): DNA binding; zinc ion binding
Source: RefSeq, a predicted model, not a curated record
AUGGAUAGAGGAAAUCAGAAACCAUCACUUAAAAUUACUUGGAAGUUAAACGGAGCAAAGUUGAGUGAUGUUUAUUGGAAGCCGGUUGACGAGCCAAAGGCAGUAGAACAAGAAACGGGAGCAGCGGGUAGUUCUGCUCUUCCCAGCACCCCGGCAACGAAUGUGCAGGAUCAAGAUCAAGAGCGUGAAAUUUCAGCGAGUGAAAGCGACAGCGAAGCCACCCGAGAUGAUCCUCACAUAUUGGAAAUCAAGCAGCUACGCGCUGGCGAAACAGGAAAUGCACCGGAUUCUGAUGCCUGUCAAACCCCACAAUCGGCCAUAGAAAGCAACCUUCUGAAGAAGAGGCCUCGAGGUAUCCCAUCAGUGGGUGCCUUCACAGUCCAAUGUGAAAACUGUUGCAAAUGGAGACUUAUCCCGACGAAGGAGAAGUAUGAAGAAAUUCGGGAGAACAUCAUGGAACGGCCGUUCGUCUGUGAAGAUGGUCGAGAGUGGAAGCCUGAGAUGUCAUGCGAUGUUCCUGCCGACAUAAAUCAAGAUGGCAGUCGAUUUUGGGCGAUAGACAGGCCCGGUAUUGCGAAAACACCUACCGGAUGGCAACGGCUCAUACGAAUCAGAGCUGAAGGAGGAACCAAGUUUGCAGAUGUGUAUUAUGUCUCGCCGACGGGCAAGCGGCUUCGCUCUAUGGUCGAACUUGAAAGGUACCUUUCCGAAAAUCCCGAAUAUGCAGCCUCCGGCAUUAACAUGGUGAAUUUUUCCUUCAAAAUCCCACGACCACAACAACCGGAUUAUGUUAGGAAGCGUCCUCCGCCUCCUUCUCCACUUCCCCUAUCGUGGGCGCCCCCUGCUCCAAUCACAAAUACGCAUCUCAACCGGGCAAGUUCUUUGACUGACAAGAAGAAUGAGAGUUCUUCAAGUCUAGCUGAGCUGUCCAAGAAUGAGUAG